Messenger RNA from Penicillium riverlandense, 1932 nucleotides. RefSeq lists its product as uncharacterized. The coding region runs from base 1 to 1932 and encodes 643 amino acids. The transcript has 3 exons. The record is from RefSeq and is a predicted model, not a curated record. Gene Ontology annotation, molecular function: nucleic acid binding. NCBI's taxonomy places the organism in Eukaryota, Fungi, Ascomycota, Eurotiomycetes, Eurotiales, Aspergillaceae.
AUGGCCCGCCAUGGGAAGACAAAGGCUCGCGCCAAAAGGGUGCCCAGGCCGGAUCCUGGACCCCUACCGCCGCAGUUGACGAUGCAGCAAGAGGCUCGAAACACUGAAACACAUCAUCGAUGGUGGACUACCAGCCUGCGCCACAAGGCCGUCCAAUUCGUGAGCGCUGGAGAUCUCGAGCCAAGCGACGAGUUGAAGGACUCCCACCAGGCAGCACAGACGGACCAGGCAGAGAAGCAGGCGGAAUCGGAAACGGAGCGCAGAGAGACGGAGGGCGAGCCCGGACCGACGAAAGAUGACCCCAUGCCCAUAUUUUUCAUCGACCGAACAGGCCAAAAGAUCGAGGAUGCAGAGUUCCCCGACCCAGAACCACUGCUGGACCGGUCAGACUUGGACACGUCGAGCGAGGAUGAGGUUGUGUUCUCCGGACGUAGGAAGAGCCCCCGGUCCCUGCCAUAUGUCUCCAAUCGACCGGUACGGGUCGAGACUACUGGAGACGAGCUGCGAGAGUUCCUCGACGCCUCCGCUGAUCGACCCCUGACAUCGGUCACGCCGCCGACGGAAACUGCGCAAGCAGACCAGAUGCCUGGUACCCAACCCACGAGCCAUGCCGAGUCCAACCCAAAACAACUAUGGACACUGUAUUCGCAGCAGGAGGAUGACAUGAUCGCCGACUACAUCGCCAACAUGGACAGUGAUUACUGUGACGAGGACACACACUCCGCUCUUCACGAAACCCAAGGGGGUAUUACCAUCGACAAAGCCACACCGCAACAAGAUCUGUCAAUACAGGUCCCAGUGGAAUCAUCUGGACACCCCAGUAUCCAAGCCGAAAAUGAAAGCGAGGUUCAUGUUCAAAAUUCUAUCGAUGGUAAGCCCAGGGAAGCCAUCUGGACGGAGAGAAUGAUGAGUGAUUCUGAUAUCGGGGAACCAGUACUGGCAAACAUGCAUCUCGACCCCGACCCUGCCUCAACCGCUGUGUCGGACGAAGACGAGGAAACAGCAGACGAAUCAGAGGAGGAGUCUGACCUGGACGAGGACGACGACAUGGAUACCGUGGACAUUGACCUGCUACAGGAGCAACUGGACCGGUACACCAGAGCACAGAGAAAGAAACAUGGGUUCGUAUCGGCAACAGCCUUCGCCGAUGCGCUCGAAUCCGACCCCUACUAUGGACUUGAUAUCAUGGACUUUAACCGGCCCAGCCUACGGAAAAAGAGCAAGGGCAAGCAGCCGCGUUUCGACCUGGACAUUUCCGACAGCGAGCUAGAGUUCGAGCUGGAGCAGGCAUGGGAGAACGAUCGGCGAACGAAGAAGAUCAAGAAGAAGGAGCGCGAACAACUACGAGCCGAAGGGUUGUUGGGGAGAAGCACCAAAAGUGCAGAUUUGAAGGUCAAGUACCCAAAGGAUAUGAACAUGGAAGACUUGAUCACGGAAAUGCGGGCGUUCCUCCUGUCGCCGAAGAGCAGUCUCUCCCUGCCCCCCAUGAACAAGCAGCGUCGAAAAAUGGUGCACGAGCUGGCGAAUGUUGUAAGUCUCAAGUCCCAGUCCAAGGGCAACGGACAGACCCGAUUUCCGAUCCUCGUCAAAACUUCCCGCACCCCCGGAUACACCCGCAAGACCAUCUCCAAAGUCGACGAACUCCUGUCCGGGCGGAGGCUCAACCGUCGGUUGUUCAAAUCCUGGGGCCAGGAUUCAUCAAAACCAUCCAAGACCAAACGAGGAGGGGCUUCGGGUGGUCCUGGCGUUUCCUACGUGGAUGGAGAUGUCGUCGGUGGCUCGGCUCCCGAGAUUGGAGCAGAGAACCGUGGCCGGGCCAUGUUGGAGAAAAUGGGAUGGAGCACUGGCACCGCGCUUGGGGCCACCAACAACAAAGGCAUCUUGUUGCCGGUGGCGCAUGUGGUGAAGAACACCCGAGCCGGGCUUGGCUGA